UCUUCCCACAUUGCACCGCGCCAGCAGCGCGCGCGGCUCUGACCUGACGAGCAUCCUGUUGUUUUGUGUGUCGGUGUUAUGGCGGCCGCGUUGCUGGGCCGGGCCCUGGCCGCUCUUCCCAGCGCUCGGCACAUUCUCAGAUGCAGUACUACAUACUCAGUGGAGAAGUGGUUUUCAAAACAGAUCAAUUCAGAUAAUCCUCCAAAGCGACCCUUAACAGCCUACUUUCGUUUUGUAAAAGAUCAGCAGCCCAUUUUUAGAAAACAAAAUCCAGAUGUGAGCGUUUUGGAGAUAGUAAAAAAAAUUGCAUAUGCUUGGAAAGAGCUACCAGUGUCAGAGAAACAAACAUAUGAAGCAGCUGCAAAAGUAGAGAGGCAAGCAUACAAAGAAGAACUGGCCAAAUACAAAGCACAGUUAAGUCCAGCCCAGAUACUAGCUUUGAAAGAAGAAAGGAGACAAAAACGGGCAAAAAGAAAAGCAACGAGGAAAAAGAGGGAAUUAACAGUGCUUGGAAAGCCUAAAAGACCUCGUACUGGCUUUAACAUUUUUAUGUCUGAACACUUCCAAGAAGCUAAGGGAAUUUCAGUUCAGGCAAAGAUGAAGAAUUUAUUUGAAGAAUGGCAAGAUCUAUCCAGUUCUCAAAAGCAGACAUAUCUACAGCUUGCUGAAGAUGACAAGGUUCGGUAUGAAAAUGAAAUGAAGUCAUGGGAGGAGCAAAUGGUUGAUGUUGGACGUGAAGAUCUGAUACGUUACAAAAACAGACUCAAAAAAUCAGGAGUUGCAACACAGAAGAAAACCAUAAAAAAGGUUGUUUCAAAAAAGAGGGUUAAAACUAUAAAGAAGAUUCAAAGAACUAAAGAUUCUUCAUCGCCAGAAGUUAUGGCAAAAUUAAAGACAAAAAGUUCUGAAGAAUAAAGCUGGUAAAUGUUUUAUAUUUAAUUACUUGAUUGCCAUGACUUUAUUCUGCUUGUAAGUGUUAAUGCACUUAGCACUAGCACUGAAUUUUUG
Messenger RNA from Terrapene triunguis (Three-toed box turtle), 1008 nucleotides. RefSeq names its product transcription factor A, mitochondrial (gene TFAM). Bases 79 to 915 code for a protein of 278 amino acids. Gene Ontology annotation, molecular function: transcription cis-regulatory region binding. The record is from RefSeq and is a predicted model, not a curated record. The transcript is spliced from 7 exons. NCBI's taxonomy places the organism in Eukaryota, Metazoa, Chordata, Testudines, Emydidae.